AUGGAAUGCGGAAACAUGGGUCUGUUCGACCGCGGAGUCCAGAUGCUGCUGACCACGGUGGGAGCCUUCGCGGCCUUCAGCCUCAUGACCAUCGCGGUCGGCACGGACUACUGGCUGUACUCGCGCGGCGUCUGCAGGAGCAAGUCCAUGAGCGAGAACGAGACCAGCAAGAAGAACGAGGAGGUGAUGACCCACUCGGGCCUCUGGAGGACGUGCUGCUUAGAAGGAAACCUCAAAGGGAUGUGUAAACAGAUAGACCACUUUCCUGAUGAAACGGACUACCAAGCGGACCCGUCUGAUUACUUCUUACGUGCGGUGCGAGCCUCCAGCAUCUUCCCCAUCCUCAGCGUCAUCCUGCUCUUCAUGGGGGGCCUGUGCAUAGCUGCCAGUGAGUUCUACAAGUCGCGCCACAACAUCAUCCUCAGCGCGGGGAUCUUCUUUGUGUCCGCAGGCCUGAGCAACAUCAUCGGGAUCAUCGUGUACAUAUCAGCCAACGCGGGGGACCCUUCGAAAAGCGACUCGAAGAAGAACAGCUACUCUUACGGCUGGUCCUUCUACUUCGGGGCCCUGUCCUUCAUCAUGGCUGAGAUGGUGGGCGUCCUGGCCGUGCACAUGUUCAUCGACCGCCACCGACAGCUCCGAAUAGGGGCGCGCGCCGCCGACUACCUCCAAGGCUCCGCCAUCACGCGAAUCCCCAGCUACCGCUACCGCUACAGGCGUCGCUCGCGCUCCUCCUCCCGCUCCACGGACCCGUCGCACUCCCGCGACACCUCGCCGGUGGGCCUCAAGGGCUUCAGCGCGCUGCCGUCCACGGAGAUCUCCAUGUACACGCUGCCCCGGGACACCCUCAAGUCCUCCGGCACGGCCACCUACAACUCGGAGAGGGACCAGAACUUCCUGCAAGUCCACAACUGCACCCAGAAGGACCUGAAAGACUCGAGCCAGACCAACACAGCCAACCGCCGCACCACGCCGGUAUGA
Molecule: messenger RNA, 981 nt
Organism: Cyclopterus lumpus (lumpfish)
Lineage: Eukaryota; Metazoa; Chordata; Actinopteri; Perciformes; Cyclopteridae
Gene: cacng2a
Product: calcium channel, voltage-dependent, gamma subunit 2a
Exons: 4
Coding region: 1-981 (326 amino acids)
Biological process (GO): postsynaptic neurotransmitter receptor diffusion trapping; neurotransmitter receptor transport, postsynaptic endosome to lysosome; positive regulation of synaptic transmission, glutamatergic
Cellular component (GO): postsynaptic density membrane; AMPA glutamate receptor complex; voltage-gated calcium channel complex
Molecular function (GO): channel regulator activity; voltage-gated calcium channel activity
Source: RefSeq, a predicted model, not a curated record